GACACAGUGAUAAUAGCUGGAGGAAGAGAACUCGUACUAAACUCCUCAACUAUCAAGAGAAAGAGAAUAGACAAAUUUUUAUUCAAAAGCUGUAUCUUUCUAAGACAUUCUUGGAAAGGUUUCUAGUUUUGGCAACCCUUUAACAACUUGAUUGUUGACCAUUCCUCCAAACAUUCUUAUUUAGAGACCAAUCAUUUCAUUUUGGACUUGGCAAAAUAAGCUGCUGAUAAAGAUGAAAUUUGGGAAAGAAUAUGCUUCCCAAAUGGUUCAUGAAUGGCAAGAAGCCUAUAUGGAUUAUAAUUAUUUGAAGAGUCUUUUGAGUGAAAUCUUGAGUUUCAAACAGAAAAAUGCACCAUUACCUGAAGUUGCAGCUACCCCAAGAGGGUCCUUAAAGAGAAAGCUAUCUAUGUACAAAGCAUUUAGUGGAUUGCAAGUUAGAUACAACAGUUUCAAAGGGAAGAAUAACCAUGAAGAUGAAGUUAUAGUAGUGAAUUCAGUGCAGCAAGAGGGCUCUGAAUGUCGCUAUGAAACCACUUUUCUCGUGUCAUGUGAAGAAGUUGGAGAAUGUGAGCUGCUUUUCUUCAGGAAUUUGGACGAUGAAUUCAACAAGGUGUUAAAUUUUUACCAGAAAACAGUAGGGGAAGUGAGAGUUGAGGCUGGUGAGUUGAGUAAACAAAUGGAUGCUCUUAUUGCUCUAAGAAUCAAAGUUGAUAACAUUUCAAUUGGAAUGAAAAGUGCCCAAGUGAUGAUGAUGGAUCCUUCAACCAAUGACGAUAGUAUCUACUCUCCAGCAUCCGCGGAUCCUGUUCGUUUUAGUAGUUCAGGUAGGUCACACAUGGAGGCAAUUCAAGAAGUUGAGAUGACCAAUGAUGAAAAUCUGGAAGAGGAGGCAAUUCAAGAAGUUGAGAUGACAAGUGAAGAAAUUCUUGAAGAGGAAGCAACAGCAGGAACAAAUGAUACGACUAAGAUGAAUCCCUCGGGUUUUAGGCCGGCUCCACUAGAGGUUUUGGACUACGUAAAAAUCAAUAUUGAGCCCGAAACACCUAUCUCAACUUUAAAAUCUUGCAUCAUGACUUCAAAAUCACACCUAACAUUCAGCAAAGAAGAGCUCAAGAAAGCUGAAGAACAAAUGAAAAAGGCUUUUGUUGAGUUCUAUCAAAAGCUUCGACUUCUAAAAAGCUACCGUUCGUUAAAUAUGUUGGCGUUUUCCAAGAUCAUGAAGAAAUAUGAUAAGAUCACUUCAAGGAAAGCUUCUAAAUCAUACUUAGAGAUGAUUGAAAAAUCCUAUCUUGGUAGCUCAGAUGAGGUUUAUAAGCUCAUAGCAGGAGUGGAAGCCACGUUCACAAAGCAUUUUGUCAAUGGAAAUCGAAGGAAAGGAAUGAAAUAUUUAAGACCACAAGCAAAAAGAGAACGACAUAGAGUAACAUUUUUCACGGGUUUGUUCUCUGGCUGCUCAUUGGCAUUAGUAGCAGCUAUUGCUGUAUCUGUACGCGCAGGAAACCUUCUGGAGCACGAGGGUCGUGGACAGUAUAUGGAAAACAUAUUUCCACUCUACAGUCUAUUUGGAUUCAUUGUCCUGCAUAUGCUCAUGUACGCGGGGAACAUAUACUACUGGAGGGUCUUUCGAGUCAAUUAUCCCUUCAUAUUUGGCUUCAAGCAGGGAACAGAGUUAGGUUACAGACAAGUUCUCCUCCUUACUUCUGGUCUUUCAGUUCUUGCAUUGGCUGCUGCACUCUAUCACCUGGAUAUGGAUAUUGAUCCGAAAACACGAAGUUUUGAGACAGUGACUGAGCUGACCCCGCUGGCCCUUGUGAUUGUUCUGCUUCUAAUAGCUUUUUGUCCUCUGAACAUUAUAUAUCGUUCAAGUCGUUUCUUCUUUAUAAGAUGUGUGUGGCACUGUCUAUGCGCUCCCCUUUAUAAGGUUACUCUACCAGAUUUCUUCUUGGCAGAUCAGUUUACCAGCCAGGUUCAGGCAAUUCGGAGCUUGCAAUUCUAUGUCUGCUACUAUGCGUGGGGCAACUUCAAAACGAGAUCAAACACAUGUCAAGAUAGCCAUGUUUACUCCAUCUUAUACAUUUUCGUCGCAAUUAUUCCCUUUUGGUCUCGGUUUCUUCAGUGUCUUCGCCGCUUAUUUGAAGAGAAAGAUUCUAUGCAAGGGUUUAAUAGCCUCAAAUAUUUAUCAACCAUUAUCGCUCUUGUAAUGAGGACACUAUAUGAUCAGAAGAGAGGAACCUUUUGGAAAGUAAUGGCAGCAUCAACAUCAGGAAUUACUACAGUUGCAAACACUUACUGGGACCUUGUCAUAGAUUGGGGUCUAUUGCGAAGGAAUUCAAGAAACCCCUGGUUGAGAGACAAGCUACUCGUGCCACACAAGAUAGUCUACUUUGUUGCCAUUGUUCUUGACAUUAUUCUGAGACUAGUAUGGAUGCAGUUGGUUCUAGAUAUAAGAGAACUUCCAGGUCUGCACCCAAAAGCAUUUAUUGCAAUUGUUGCCUGUUUGGAAAUCCUUCGUCGUGGCAUGUGGAACUUUUUCAGGCUGGAAAAUGAGCACUUAAAUAACGUUGGUAAAUAUCGUGCCUCCAAGUCUGUACCCCUGCCUUUCAACUACGACGAAGACAAGAGUAUGUAAACAAUGUCGAAUCCAACCUCUCUAUUAAGGAUUCCAUACAUAUUUUAAAACAAGAAAAUGACAACGACACAGAUCUCCUCUGACAGUCUAGAAGAGAAUGUGUCUUAUUAAAACACUUGUUCAUGAAAAGUCUCAAUGGAAGGGUGCUUGAUAAUAGGUCCUCUCUCUACCAAGACUUGCCUAAUACAAUUGCAUCUUUUACAAAAA
This is a messenger RNA of Capsicum annuum, 2836 nucleotides long. RefSeq names its product phosphate transporter PHO1 homolog 3. Gene Ontology annotation, biological process: cellular response to phosphate starvation; phosphate ion transport. The coding region runs from base 233 to 2629 and encodes 798 amino acids. The record is from RefSeq and is a predicted model, not a curated record. The transcript has 13 exons. Gene Ontology annotation, molecular function: inositol hexakisphosphate binding. Lineage: Eukaryota; Viridiplantae; Streptophyta; Magnoliopsida; Solanales; Solanaceae. Gene Ontology annotation, cellular component: Golgi apparatus; trans-Golgi network; cytoplasm.